AUUGUGAUGGUGAUCUAAAUUGUUUUUAAAAAUAUAAAACAGUGACGGUGAAACAACAAUACAAUAUGGGUACUAACAAAGAUUCCUUUUUAAAAGAAACUAAAAUUUUGUAUAGGACAAUCACACUCGCGUAUUCAGCUAAUUUCAACAAAUCAAAUAAUGGAUGUAAACAUAUUACGUUAUAUUCUAAUUUGUAAUUCAAUCACAAUUGGAUCGUUAUCGUUAUUAAUUAUUUAUAUGGAACCUUAUUUACCUAAUGCGUUGAUACGCUUUGUUGUCUAUGGAAAGAUAAACAUAAAGGCUAACGCUAACUAUCCCAUAAUAACAAAAAUCGAAAUGCCCAAGAAAUAUUUUGGACAAGCUUAUCCAAUUACUGGAACAAUAAUGAUUAUUUUAUUUUAUUUGGCUUUAAAUAAAUAUUUCUAUAAUGGAAAUAUUCCCGAAAGUUUGCUUUUAUUAUUGGAUAUAUUAUUAGGGGCAUCAAGAAAACCCUUAGUAUCUGCGGAAAGCACAAUUUUAGCAAUUGUUUUGUUUUCCAUACAUUGCUGGAAAAGAGCAUAUGAAACAUAUUAUGUUUGCGUAUUUAGUAACCAAAAAAUAAAUGUGUUUCAUUAUAUACUUACAUUUUUGCAUUACUCAACGUUAAUGUUAUCCCUGAUAGGAGAAUCAGAAGGAUUUGUCGAAGGUUCACGUACGAGUAUUUUCUUGUAUAAAUUAACAAAUAUGCAAUUGAUAUGUGCAUUUAUAUUUUUAUGGUCAACAUAUAUGCAACUUAGAACGAAUUUUGUUCUUGCGGGAUUGCGUAAGAAUCAGCAUGGCGUCGUCAUAAGCAAAGAACACAAGAUACCAGUUGGUGAAUUAUUCAAUUACAUAUCGAAUCCAUUACAAUUUACGGAAAUAUUGUUAUACCUAACGGUAUCCGCGAUACUUUGGCAAGCUUCUACAUUUCAUUAUAUUACCAUUUUCGUCAUAGUGAAUCAG
Molecule: messenger RNA, 981 nt
Organism: Temnothorax curvispinosus
Lineage: Eukaryota; Metazoa; Arthropoda; Insecta; Hymenoptera; Formicidae
Product: polyprenol reductase-like
Exons: 4
Biological process (GO): dolichol-linked oligosaccharide biosynthetic process; polyprenol catabolic process
Cellular component (GO): endoplasmic reticulum
Molecular function (GO): 3-oxo-5-alpha-steroid 4-dehydrogenase activity
Source: RefSeq, a predicted model, not a curated record